Ipomoea nil (Japanese morning glory) is the source of this 1629-nucleotide messenger RNA. RefSeq lists its product as uncharacterized. Bases 1 to 1629 code for a protein of 542 amino acids. The record is from RefSeq and is a predicted model, not a curated record. The transcript has 7 exons. Lineage: Eukaryota; Viridiplantae; Streptophyta; Magnoliopsida; Solanales; Convolvulaceae.
AUGGCAAAUCCAUCACAUUCUGCUCCGCAAGGUCCUUCACAGUCUACAUCGCAAGGUCCUUCACAAUCUAUAUCUAAAUCUAAGACGAGAGGACCCACAACUUGCAAGAAAAUGCUCAAAAAGAAAAAGGUAGAUGAAGUUAUUACAGUUGAGUUUGAUGAGAAUGAUAAAGCAAUCGGUGAAUAUGGAAAGCAAUUCAAGUCUUAUAUUGGCACAUCAGUUCGAUGUCAUGUAGACAUUAAUAUAUCCGAUUGGCAUAAAGUUGAACAAGGACUGAAGGAUACCAUUUGGGAUGAGGUUAAGAGAGAGUUUAACAUUCAAAAUGAUGAGAAGAAGGAGAUAGUUCUCAAAGCUGCUGGGAAGAGGUGGAAAGAUUUCAAGAAUAGAUUAGUACGUGAAUAUAUAAACAAGAAGCAUCCAAGAUAUGCAUCUCCCACAGAGUUAUAUGAAUAUUUGAAUGAUGAACAAUGGGAGAGAUUUGUAGCUAGUCACACUACGGAGGAGUUCAAGGAAAAAAGUAAAAAGGCAAGGGAAAAACAAUUGCUCAAUGAACAUCCACAUUAUUUAGGGAAUGUUGGAUAUGCAGGGAAAAGGCCAGGGUGGCUUAUAUCUGAUCCCUUAUCUUCUCAGUCCUCAUGUGCCUCUAUUAGCUCGGCCCUUACAUCAAAUGAUCGUAGUCUUGAUUGGGUUCGAGCACGAUCGAAGAAAGGGGAUGAUGGAAAUUUUUAUAUCCCCAACGAGAAAACAGUGAGCGUGGUUGAGAAAAUUGUUGAAAAGGUCGAAGAACUAGGUCAGGGGUCAUUUCAAGCAAGUAGACAACAUGAUGUAUUGUCUACCGUUCUUUAUAAGAAGAAGGGAGAUCUCUCUGGUUAUGUUAGAGGUGUUGGCAGUUACCUUAAUGUAAGGAAAGUUUUUGGCAAACCAGAGAAGGCUCGGGAAAGAGUGAGUGGAGUGGUAUCGGUGGAUGACGUUAGAGAGAUUAUCAAGAAAGAUUUGUACUCAGAUAUUGCCGAGAAAGUUAGGCUGGACAUUACUAAACAAGUAAGACAAGAUACACUGCUAGAGGUGCAACAUGAGAUUGAUAUGUUGAAAUAUCAACUUAGUCUUGUGAUGAAAAGCAUGCCACAACAGUUCCCCCAACAAUUUUCUAAUGAUUUUAGGAGAUCAGCGGUGGGUACACCUCAGAGCGUCCAUAUGCCUACUGAACCACUACUUAAUACCCGUAGUAGUUGUCAUUCAGUUGAUUCAUAUCCAUUUGGCAUGCUUCAGAGUCCAAUUCCAUGUCGCUUAGCCGUAUUAUGUGACAUUGGAGAUUCAACUACGGAGGUUGUUGCAAGCGGGACACUUUAUCCUAGUGGACCUGACACUAUGGUGCAUAGUCAACCAUUACUAUCGCUUCAUGUAAAAGUUUCGGUUGAUAUGCUUCUUCCAAGUGCAACAACAACACUUAGCAUACCUGUACCAACAAGUUUUCAUACAACAUUGGCAGAAAUUGUUGGAUCAUUUGCACAAUGGCCUUUACAUUUAGUCAAUAUUGAAGAGGAAGAAAUAAUCAAAAAUUCAGCAAUUAAUAAAAAUAAAGGCAACAAGCAAAGCGAGGAACAAUGUGACAUACUUGGAUUAUUUUGA